UUGGGGAGAUGAAAAUGCAGAACCCUCAGGAGAACAUCUGUUUGAUAACGGACUGCAUGGCGUCCACCGCGUUAGAUGCAGCCAACCGCCACCGAAUUCCAAUGGCUUCUCUCUGGACCUCACUUACUGCCACUUAUGCCCUGCUCUAUAAUUUGCCCAAUCUCGUCUCCUCCUCUCUUCUCCCUUCAAAAGGAGUCCCCAAGGAUUGUACGAUGGUGAAAUACCUUCCUUCCAUGCCGCCUCUCUGCUCUGCACAGCUUCCUUGGGCUGUUGGAUUCAAUGAAACCCAGCAAGAGUUUAUCUUCCGCUUCAUUGAGCGUUACAUGGAAAGAAUGAGAAAGCUCAAAUGGGUAUUAUUCAAUUCUUUCUAUCAUCUGGAAGCCCCUGUAAUCGAUACCCUAAUCGCCCAAGGAGCUUCCCUAUGUUCAAUUGGUCCUUGUAUACCUUCUUCCCGUCUUAAUGGGGAAGUUCAUUCAGAAAUCACCGCGAACUUUUGGACAGAGGAAGCAGAAUGUUUGGAUUGGCUAGACAAGCAGUCUCAACAGAGUGUGGUGUACGUGUCAUUCGGAAGCUUGGCAAUAGUGAACCAGAGACAGUUGGAAGAAUUUGCGCUGGGUUUGGAGGCCACCCAGAAACCAUUUCUGUGGGAUCUGCGAAGCGAUCUCAUGGACGGGUCAAGCGCUAUACUUCCUCCAGGAUUCAUGGAAGCCACCAAAGAUCGGGUAUAUUUUGUGCCAUGGUGUCCACAGAUGCAGGUUCUUUCUCAUCCUUCUAUUGCGUGUUUCAUCACUCACUGUGGAUAG
Molecule: messenger RNA, 803 nt
Organism: Cryptomeria japonica (Japanese cedar)
Lineage: Eukaryota; Viridiplantae; Streptophyta; Pinopsida; Cupressales; Cupressaceae
Product: UDP-glycosyltransferase 85A2-like
Exons: 2
Coding region: 9-803 (264 amino acids)
Molecular function (GO): UDP-glycosyltransferase activity
Source: RefSeq, a predicted model, not a curated record